AAAAGGAUACUAUCGUUUUGUUUGCGAUAUCGAACUUAUUACGCUUCUACCAACAAAUUAUAAAACAAGUGGUCAAAGGAGGUGCACUUGAGCAAACCCUUAUUGAUUUACAAAAGUCUAGUGAGGAGAUUUAUUUGAACUCGCUCUCCAAACAAGUCCGCAGCAUUCUACAACGUCCAGCCAGCGCCAAUUUAGGUCUUGAACCGCCGCAGCGGGAUUUGGUACCACCAGCGAGUGUUGGUCGCCUUUUGAACAUGCUCAAAGAGAUCCUAUCAGUAGCUACCAUGGUCGAUGGUCGACAAACAGACAUUACAAAGAUCGUAUCUUGUGUUAUAGAUCCUCUGUUGCAAUCAGUACAGGAGUCGGCUUCACAUUUACCUACAAUCGAUAUGGCUGUCUAUCUUCUAAACUGUCUCUAUCAUAUGCAAAGCUCAUUGGCAGUGUACGAAUACAUGGACGAACGCGUAGAGCGUUUACAAGCACAGUCAGAUGCACAAAUCGACACGCUAAUUUCUGAACAAGCAUCUUCUUUGGUGGCCAAUCUAAAUCUAGGUCCGAUCUAUACAAUACUACAAAACAAUCAAACCAAAAUUGAGGCGAAUUUACUUAAAAUAUUCAUGAAUAAAAUGGAAGCUUUCUUAGAAAUGCCAGAAAUGUUACUGCUGCCAGUUGUUAAUGUCCAGUGGUCAUCGCAACUCUGUGCAAAAGCGAGCUUUCAACGUUAUCGUCGCUAUAUACAAGCAAAUAUACGAACGUGUUCACGAUCCGGCAAACGAUUUCGACAAUCCAGAGUCUAUAUUUAG
Molecule: messenger RNA, 803 nt
Organism: Rhagoletis pomonella (apple maggot)
Lineage: Eukaryota; Metazoa; Arthropoda; Insecta; Diptera; Tephritidae
Product: conserved oligomeric Golgi complex subunit 6-like
Exons: 1
Biological process (GO): intra-Golgi vesicle-mediated transport
Cellular component (GO): COG complex
Source: RefSeq, a predicted model, not a curated record